AAGAUAAGGUUUGGUAUAUUUUUGAGUAUAAAGAGAGGUAGAACAGACAGAGUAAUGAAGAGAAGAGAAAUAUGGCAACAGCAAAAGAUCUUGGUGGCAUCACCAUUGUGCAUGGAGCUGCCAACAACUUGGAGAUCGAAGAACUGGCUCGCUUCGCCGUUGACUAUUACAACAAAAAGCACAACGCACUUUUGGAGUUUGUGACAGUGAUAAGUGCAAAGAAGCAGGUGGUGAGUGGGAUAUUGUAUUACAUAACCUUGAUGGUCAAAAAUGGCGAAACCAAAAUCGUGUAUGAAACCAAAGUGUGGGUGAGAGAAUGGUUGAACUCUAAGAAGGUGCUGAAAUUCAAAGUCGUCGACGAUUCAACCACAGAAGUAGGCACAGGUGAAAUCAAGGAUGUUCCUGCCGACACCCCUCACAUCCAGAAUCUCGGUGCCUUUGCCGUUGAUCAAUACAACCAAGACAAUAAGAAUGCAAAUUUGAAGUUUGUGAGGGUGAUUCAUGCAAAGGAACAGGUAGUGGAAGGGUUCUUAUACUACCUAACUUUGGAAGCAAAAGAUGGUAAGAGUAAAAAUCUGUAUGCAGCGAAGGUGUGGCAGCUCGACUCCACUGAAUUGCUGGAAUUCAACCGUGUCUAUGAUGCUCUUUAAUCUUCUUUCCACUUUUCAAGACUACGUACACUAUGCAUGUAUGCUAUAAAUAAAUGUAACUCAUGUUACGUACCCACCACCACCAUCUAUUCUCAUUAACUCCAUUGUAAUGUUUCUCAUUAUAUAUAUAAAUGUUUGUGUUUUAAUUAUGCAACAUUUCUAAUUAACAGCUUUUUUAAUAGAUUAACUACAAAAUUCUCAGGAAAUAUUUCUUCAUCGUUACACCUAUUACGAAUCGAUAUGAGAAACACUAUUAACAUACUUUUCAAAAUAAAAAACUAAACUUUAAUUAUGAGUGUGUGUGUGUGAAAGAUAUGAAUGUGGGUGGAUAGAGAAA
Messenger RNA from Vigna radiata var. radiata (mung bean), 987 nucleotides. RefSeq names its product multicystatin-like. NCBI's taxonomy places the organism in Eukaryota, Viridiplantae, Streptophyta, Magnoliopsida, Fabales, Fabaceae. Gene Ontology annotation, molecular function: cysteine-type endopeptidase inhibitor activity. The record is from RefSeq and is a predicted model, not a curated record. Bases 72 to 650 code for a protein of 192 amino acids. The transcript has 2 exons.